Mya arenaria is the source of this 2933-nucleotide messenger RNA. RefSeq lists its product as uncharacterized. The coding region runs from base 493 to 2601 and encodes 702 amino acids. The transcript is spliced from 6 exons. NCBI's taxonomy places the organism in Eukaryota, Metazoa, Mollusca, Bivalvia, Myida, Myidae. The record is from RefSeq and is a predicted model, not a curated record.
AUCCAAGUUUCCUUUAUUCCAAUACAUACAAGGGUUAAAUGGGAUAAUAAAGGUAUUGAUGUCAUAAUGAUGCGAACGAGUGAAAUAAAUACAUAUGGAUUUGAUUUCUUUCAUUACAAAACACAGUGUUGACAGUAGUGGAUUGCCAGUGAAAUAUUGUUUGUUUAAUUUCUGACUCAUAAAUAUGAAUACAUCUACACUAUUGAGUAGGUCUAUGGAGGAAGACAUACAGGUACAUUCCUGACGGAUUCGCACUUGCUGGUUUUUCCUAUAAACAAAUUCACCUGUGAAAAGAUCAUCCUUUUCCAGGAAUCGUGUGUAUUGGUUUCGAUUCGCCCUUCUGAAACAAUAUUUGAUCAGUCAGAUCCAACCCAAGCUGUUGUGGAUUAAUUGUUUGCCUAUUGAUCGUGAAAUUGAAGCUGAACCAGCCAUAUUGACAGUCUACUGGACUUGUGAGGUUGCUAUAUACAGCAAGCACUACGGUUUGGCAGAAUGUAUCGUAACUAUUUAAGGUUGCAAGUUUUGUUCUUGCACGUGUGUACGAAGGUUCUCAGACAUGUCGUGGAACACUUUGCAAAAGAAGAAUGGGGCGGCGUUUUAGAAGAUUUUAAUCUUGCAAAUUUCAUCAAGACGAAGGUUGACAUAUUGAAGGAUUUGCAGCGUCGAAAAAUUCUCAACAAAUCCCAAGUGGAGGCUAUCGAAAACGGACAAUACCAAGAAUGGGAUAUAACUCUUUUAGCAGUAGUACUCCUAAAUAUGGUUCAAAUGGAGCCUCACGAAAGAGCUGCAGUAGAAAGUAUUCGAACAGAAAGGAACAACAUUCAGCAUUCUAGUAAUGUUGAAGUUAAUGAUGCAAACUAUUAUACUAUCUGGACAAAUGUUACUAAUUCAAUUAGACUAUUGGCUUCGGUGUCUGGACCGGAUUUCAAGGCGGACAUCGAGAAAUACUUGAAAACAACAGAGCAAUUGGAUGAACCCGGAGAACCCUGGAAAACAGUAAUAAUGGAGUUGUUAAAAGAAUCGAAAAUGAACUUAAUUCUGCAAAAACUGAACGAACUAGACAAGAAUGUGCAAUCUAUUCACAAAAAAAUUAGUUCCGAGCCAGGUUCUUUAACGCCAAAAAACCAAUGCGAUAUUAAUAUAGAAAACAACAGCAGAAUAUUUAUGGAGAAUCUGAUGAAGAAGCCUUCAUUCAAAACAAAACGGUCUGUAUUGGAGCAAGCAAAGUCAUUUUUGACGAACGAGAAAGUAGUCGUAUUAACCAGUUACAAAGAAGAUCUUGUGAUGUCUAUCCUUAAAGACAUUGUCAUGUGUUUCCAAAAAGAAAUGAGAAAUGUUACACUAUUAAAUACUACGAGCGAAUGGAAAUCCGUUUCGCCAAAUGAUACAGGCCUAAUUAUUUUGAAAAACAUCACAGGGCCGUGGUCAAAGAGGGAGUUAACAGAAACACACACGAUUGAUAAAUGGACUUAUUUGUUUGACGCAAUACAUGCACGUGCAGAAGGUUCUUCGAUGUCAGUUGCGAUAGUUUUGAAGAAAACACAUUUAGAUGAGAUUACAUCCAAGUUGUGUGAUCACAAAAUUCUUAAGAAUGUGGUCGAAAUUCGAGUAAGAGACGCUGCACCAGGUCCAUUGCCUGAUCAAUCACAAACUCCAUCCGCAGGCACUAGUGACGAUGUAAUUCUAAGGAAGAAAGAUCAACAUCUGAACAAACUAGGGGUAAACGUAGACGACACAAAUAAACCAAGGAAUUCUUACAAACUUGUAACUGACAAUUCCACAUCACAUAGUUUCAUUUCUUGCAUUUUGGUUUCAAGUGCUCAAGAUUGCAUUGUAGUAGUCGACGUAUGGACCAGUUGUAUCAAGUUGUUUCACACUGAACAACAAAAACCGCACGCGGAAGUAGACUGCAAAUUGAAGAAUUGGAACGAUCCUUGGGCUGUAGCUGAAGUUCCAAAUACCCAACAAUUUGCCGUGACGUUUCCAAAAGACAACAAGAUCAGGAUGUUUGAACUUACAAAGACGUUCACAUUUACAGUCUGUAGAAAUUUUCAGACAAUCCAAACAGUAGCAGACUGUCGCGGCAUCUGUAGUUUAGAAGGUUACUUGGUAGUUUCCUUUGGAACAGCGGGAGACUGUCGAGAACAUGGGAUGAUACAAAUCGUAGCACUUACAGGAGACGUCUACAAACAAAUAGACCAUAAAGGAGGGGAACCUCUUUUCAAUAAUCCUAAGUACUUGGUACUUAGCCCAGAAAAGAAUCUCAUACAUGUCAGCGACAAAAGCAAAAACAAGAUCAUCACGAUCGAUUUUGAGGGCACAGUUUGGUCCGAAAUCGACAUUCAACGCCCUGGCUGUGUCAUUGCUGAUCCUAGCACAGGCGGUUUAUACAUUUGCUCAAAGGCCACAACUAAUCUGUUUCAAGCAUGUUGUGAAACCGACACAUGUUUUGACGUUGACGCACAACAUUUUGGAAAGGAACCAGUUGCAAUGGCGUUUGACAGAGCUAAGCAGUGCCUGCAUUUAGCCUUCCGUGGCUCACCUGAGAUAAUGGAAUAUGCGAUCAACACUAACAGUCAAAGUAGAAAAGUUGAACUCUGAAUAAGAACAUACAAAGCAGACAUACGGCCAUGUAACUGUAUUGUGACGAUAAAUAACACCUGACGAGUAAAAAGUGUUGUUAUUUUUAACAACAUGCAUUUAAUGUGCUAAUUUCGUUGAAUAUAUUUCUAGUAUUAUUGUGUUAUUGAUUACAAUUUGAAUUUGGUGAUGACAAUUAACAUUUUUGUCAUAAAAGACCAUACUGUAAAACAGUUUUACGGCAAUGUCAUUUGUAGUUAUCUACUUUUUGUUAUGAAUUUUCAUGUAAGGUGUCUUAUGUAUUUGAGCAAUUAAAUCUGUAUUUACUAAUGUAAGAUUUACUAUUUAAUGAA